CUGACUGUCGCUCGGUCUCCCCAACGUCUGUCCGGACUGUUUCACUGGAGUGAUUGGAAGAGAAUCCCCCAAAGACACGGCAUCUAAGUGCGAAACACAAUCACCAAUCGAUCGUACGAUCCAGAUAUCGGGUAACAAGAACACUGAACACGCCAUAACAAUAAUAAUAUUCCACCUUGCCUGGACGGGUAUAAGUAUUCAUGUUCGCUGCUCGUUCACUCUCUUCCUCCAUCGCCUCCGCCUCCUCUCGCUCAACCGUCCUACUCAACCACUUGCGCAAAAUGUCUUCCGCUCCUCACGAAGUUGUGAUCGUCGCUGCCUCGCGCACUCCUGUUGGCUCACUCAAUGGGGUACUGAAGACCCUCACCGCUCCUCAACUCGGCAUUGUCGCUCUCAAACAUGCCCUUGAGACCAGCAAGGUCCCUCCAGCGGCUGUUGAGGAGAUCUACAUGGGCAACGUUGUCCAGGCCGGUAUCGGACAGUCACCUGCGCGCCAGGUUGCUCUUGGUGCCGGACUCAGCGAGAACAGCGAUGCGACCACGGUCAACAAAGUUUGCGCUAGCGGCCUCAAGGCAAUUAUGAUUGCUUCUCAGAGCAUCUCAUCCGGAUACAAGAGUGUCGUGGCUGCUGGUGGAAUGGAGAGUAUGAGCAAUGCUCCCUUCUUGUUGCCGCGAACCAACCCGGUCUUCGGCAAGAUUGAGGUGAAGGAUUCCGUCGAGGUCGACGGUCUCUUCGAUGUGUACAACAAGUUCGCGAUGGGCAACUGCGCAGAGAACACUGCUGAGAAACACGGCAUCUCUCGGGAGUCUCAAGAUAGCCACGCAAUUGAGUCAUACAAGCGUUCAGCGAAGGCUUGGGAAACUGGCGCAUUCACUGCUGAGGUCGCACCUGUAACGAUCAAGGGCAAGAAGGGUGACACAAUCGUGAAGGAGGAUGAGGAGUUCAGGAAGGUCAUCUUUGAGAAGAUUCCUUCGCUAACCCCUACCUUCAAGAAAAACGGCGGUACCGUCACUGCUGCUAAUUCGUCGAACUUGAACGAUGGCGCUUCUGCACUCAUCCUCAUGUCUGCGGAGAAAGCUAAAGAGCUCGGCGUCAAGCCCCUAGCGAAGAUUAUCUCGUACGCGGAUGCGGGUCUCGCACCUAUUGACUUCCCAUUGGCACCAACUGUCGCCUUACCGAAGGCUCUUGAAUCAGCAAACCUCACCAUAAACGACAUCUCGCUUUUCGAGAUUAACGAAGCGUUCUCUGUUGUCGUACGUGCCGCCGAGAAGCUUCUUAACAUCCCGUCAGAAAAGAUCAACGUAAAUGGUGGUGCUGUCGCCCUUGGUCAUGCUAUCGGAAACUCCGGAUCGCGCAUUAUCGUAUCGCUUGUCCACGCUCUCAAGUCUGGACAAUAUGGUGCGGCCGGUAUCUGCAAUGGGGGAGGUGCAGCUUCUGCACUCGUCAUCCAGAAGCUAUAAAGAUAGCUACCUUAUCUUUGGGCAGAGCGAAAGGAGAGGAGGCGCACACGACAGUACUUGUAUAGAUACGCAUGCAUUGCAGUUUUCGAUUACCUUCCUUCCCAACAUAGCUUUGUUAUGACAUCGAUUUUUAGCUUGCUAAGAGACGGUGCGUUUUGAAUAGGUUUGCUGUAAGAUAUUGGAAAUAGGAUAUGAC
This is a messenger RNA of Fomitiporia mediterranea MF3/22, 1656 nucleotides long. RefSeq names its product thiolase. Gene Ontology annotation, biological process: fatty acid beta-oxidation. NCBI's taxonomy places the organism in Eukaryota, Fungi, Basidiomycota, Agaricomycetes, Hymenochaetales, Hymenochaetaceae. Gene Ontology annotation, molecular function: acetyl-CoA C-acetyltransferase activity. The record is from RefSeq and is a predicted model, not a curated record. Bases 201 to 1460 code for a protein of 419 amino acids. The transcript is spliced from 6 exons.